AUGCCAUCGUUUUCAAAUGACUUGAUUCAGUUACCAAGUCUUACGAUCUUGCUUUGCAUCAGUAUAAUCUCGAGUCUCGUUUUGGUGUUUGCGAGGUUUCACGGGCGUGCGCCUACUGCUCCAUACGCACCAUCCCAUAAUCCCCCGGUGAAUACACAGCCGACGGGCUACCCACCAGUUGAGCAGCUUUCGGAUUUCGACUGGAAAACGAAAGAGCCAUUGAAGCUUCGACCUUUUAAGCCCAAAUACAACUUGACAAUGAGUAUCCAAGAUGCGACAGUCAAUGAACUGAUUGAAAUGGAUAAGAACUAUCUGGACAGAGUUACUCUGCGCGAGAAACUAAUGGAGCAACAUCCUGACCAAGUCAGCGGCGCGGAGUACAGUGCGAAGGCGGCCGUCGAUGAGUUUUACAUUUGGCUCGUCGGAACUUACCUCCCGACUCGAUUUCCUACCAUGUUCCAGCUACAAUCACAAAAGGAGAUCCCACACCUGCUACAUUGCAGAAUUACCGGGAAAGACUACUCACUGAAGCCUGAUAUGAAUCCGGUAGUGACUUUGAGGACCAUGGGAGGUCUUGUUGACGAUGAUUUACUUUUCCUUCUGCCGUCAGAAGAUGGCGAUGGUUACAAGCUCAAGGCCUUUGUAACAUGUUUUCCAAACGGAUUCAACACAGCGGACAAGUUGAAUCUGAAAUUGAGAGAUAUUCAUAAGCCGGUACCUGGGUACAAAGAGAAACUGGAGACGAGCAUGGAUCGUUAUCUUGGUCGGCUGAAAGUCGGCAAAUUCAUCAAACGGGCCAAUUGGACUAUAACGACUACCAACAAAUUGUUCACAGCUACCGGUAAUCACUUGUAUGAAGGGGAGGCUGUCAGAAAAGAAGAAAUCGACAUCGAAACUGUGAGUGUGGUUACGGCCCCCAAACUGCAAACAACCGAGCUUACGCAUCCAUUACAAGGCUCGAGUGCGAUGUGA
Messenger RNA from Penicillium brevicompactum, 972 nucleotides. RefSeq names its product heme-dependent oxidative N-demethylase family protein. The transcript has 3 exons. The record is from RefSeq and is a predicted model, not a curated record. Bases 1 to 972 code for a protein of 323 amino acids. Lineage: Eukaryota; Fungi; Ascomycota; Eurotiomycetes; Eurotiales; Aspergillaceae.